Molecule: messenger RNA, 3868 nt
Organism: Cynara cardunculus var. scolymus (artichoke)
Lineage: Eukaryota; Viridiplantae; Streptophyta; Magnoliopsida; Asterales; Asteraceae
Exons: 6
Coding region: 75-3686 (1203 amino acids)
Source: RefSeq, a predicted model, not a curated record
AAUGGCGUCUUCAUCAUAAAAGAGAACAAACGCUCCCCCUCGCCACCCUCAAACCAUUGGAUUCCGACCAAAUAAUGGCGCCGGAUGCUGGAGGGCAUGACGGAGAACCCAAUCAGAACACGGUUUUCCUUGACACCAGUCUGGGCACUCAUUUAGCUACGAUUGUCUCUGAUUCCGACACUGUCUCCGAUCUCAAAAAGAAAAUUAUGUUAGAACAUCAUCAGUGCUUUCCUGCAAUUGGAGAUAUUAAAAUUCACUGCUUGAAGGUAAAAAGGCGAGGAAACUUCUAUCAUCUGUCAGAUUCUAUGCUUGUUAAGAGUGCAUUUGGGACUACCAAAAGGAAUUGGUUUGUCUCCGCAGAUGCUUCUCGCUUAGAGCAAUGUGAUGGUAUUCAACAAUUUGAUAAACGUAAGGUUGGGGAUCAACUAGCCUUGCCUUGGGUAACAGAUAGUCGAUCGAUUGAUAAGCAUGAUAGUCUUGCAGACAGACCUUCAAAGCAGUCUCUUGUCAAUGGGUCGCCAUCAAUGCAUCCUAAGAUUGUACCAUUUGUGAAUCAGAAAGUUCCUAGUGUCGCUCAUCUUACUUCUGGUGAUUCCUGCAAAGAUCUGUCGGAGAAUGUUGAGGAACAUAAGUCAUCUAAUGAUGAACAUUGGAGAAAUCCGCAACCAGAUUCAGAGAAGCAAGUAGAUUCUAAAAUAGAGAAGUUGUAUACUUUUAAUAACGGGAUAAAAUCCAAGAAAAGAAUACGUGAUGUGCGUAAUGAGAGUUUGCAAGAAGAUGCUUUGCGGUCUGGACCUUCUGUAAAGAAAAAACGUAGGACUCAAAGGAUAGAUUUAAAUGCAAAAGCUUCAGAAGAAGACAGAGAUGUAAUAGAUGAUACUGAUAAGGUAAAACACAAGGGAGAGGGUAUACCUGAUGAGAAUUCCUUUGACCACAUAUCAAAAGGUAAAGAUGCAACUUCAGAUGGUUUAGUAACUAAAGCUUUGAGUGAUGAACAUACCAAUAAAGGUAUUGAUCAAGCAGCCACUGUUGUUCCUUCAAGUGUUGAAGAUGUUGGAGUGGAGACACAUCCUCCAAAAAAUUUAGAAGCAAGUGAAACCGUGCCUGAUGUUGCAAUGGUUGUGGAAAAGAAUAUCCAGCAAGAGAUGCCUUUUGAAAUAUCUUUGAAGGAGAAAGACGAUGAACUUGUCCAAAAAGCAGUUACUGGGAUUGAAAUACCGUCUUCAUCGAUGAGGACUGCUGAUUGUGAAUGUGAUGCUCCUGUUGUAAUUGCCGAGGGCGAUCUAAAAAGUGCAAAGCGUUCAACCAAACAUAAAGCAGCUGAAAAGGAAGUGUCUUCUACACCUUUCACCAAAAAGCUUCAGAAAAUAAACAAGGAUGCUACUGAUUCCUCACAACAAGAUGUCGGAUCUACCGGUCAGGAACUUGCCGCCGAUCAGAUUGAUAAACGCAGAGAAGAUCGAGAAUUCUCACUGAACCAAGGACCCAAAGUGAAGCUUCCUGAGAGGAGCAAGGAAACUAUGGUUUAUGAGAAUACUGGUGGUGGUAAGAAGAGAAAGGCCAAAAAGUAUGCCAAAAACAAAGAUGAAUCGCUAGUGAAGCAUGCUGAUAUUCAUGUGGGUGAUAUCUCUUCAUCGGUUCCUGCUCCAGUCUUUGAUGAUAAAAUUAUUGAUGAAAGAGAGAUUGACAAGUUUAGUAUGGGUAGUGCUGAAAGGAAUGAGGUUUCAGAGAAAACAUUAGUAGAUGAUCCUCUUGUGUAUGUGAGUAAGAAAGGUGAUGAUCCGACUGUGAAAGAGGUGGAAGUUUCAGAACCAACCGAGAGCCAUGGACGCCAGGUGCAUGUAGAAGAUGUGGAAGAAAAACAAAAGAAGGAAACCGAAAAUUGUGUGGGAAGUAGAAGGAAGAAAAAAGUUGCUCGAAGAUCUGUUUCUAUAAAUGACGAGUCUGUUGCAAAGUGUAAUGGUGAUGCUGCCACUGGGACAAAUGAGGAAAACUCUUUGCCUCGUUCUGAAAGGAAAGAAAGUCCAGAGACGAUGUCAGAUGUUGAUCGUGGUAGAAGUGAUGAUAACCCGAUGGACAUCGUUGUCGAAAUUCCAAGAUCUGAGAAAAACAGAAAUCAAGUAAAUACAGAAGAUCUUAAUGAUAACUCAAAAAAGGAGGAUGAGAAGAUGGAUGGUAUAAAGAAAAGCAAAAGGAAAAGGAAAACCAAGACAUUUGCUGCAAGACAUGAGGAUGAGUCGAUAAUGAAACAUGGUCAUGUGGAUACUGGUGGCAUGUCUACAGCUGUGUCUAAUUCAGCUUUGGAUGGUUAUUUGCAAGAAACUGCAAAGCAAGGUGAGAAUAGCUUGCCUGAUUCAGAUAGAAAAGAUAAUCCCAAGGAAAAGCUAGCUGAUUCAUCUCAAUUGGCUGUUGGUACAGAUGGUGAUAAAGAUGGUAUGGAUGGAAAAUCAAGGGACAAGCAAAAUUCAGCUUCUCAGACCUUAUCAUCUGUUCCAAUUGAACAGCAGCUGAAUAAGGUUGACAAGGUACAAGAUGGACAAGGUUCUGAUGAAGGGUUAGUCAGAAAAGCCAAAAAGAACCAGAAAUUUUCAGUGAGAACCCGCAAAGGUCUGCAAAAUAAACAUCAACCUACUGAACUUGAGCUAGAACCAGAGAAAAGUAAAGGUAUUCCUGAAGAGACCUUGAAGAAUGUGGCUGUAUCUGAAGUUUCUAAGGUUAAUAGUGAAGUUGAUAUCCCGAAGGAAAGAUCUCAUGGAAUUGACUUCAUGGACUAUUUUGUGCCUGGCGACCAGCCUAAUAAAAUUGCUUCUAUUGACAAUGUGAAAGACUCUACGCAGUCAGGGAAGGAGAAGAAACCAAAGAAGAAAACAAAAGGAAAUCUGCCUCUUGUAGAAACCUCAGCUGAUUUAGGGAAAUCACAAGUUUCAUUUGGUAACAAGCAGAACGGAGAACAAGAUGAUUCCAGGAACAAUAUCACCAUUCAAUCUCAGAAAUCUGUUACAAAAAAUGAACACAGCAAACUCUUGUUAUCUUCAAAGAAGACUUCAGAGGUUUCUACCAAUGUUGUAAAAGAUCCAAAUAUCACUCAUAUUGAUCAAAUAAAAACUCCAAAAAAGACCAGAAUGAUUGAUACUCCCAAGACCAACAAAUCUGCUCAUGCUAAUAAAGGACAAGAUGGACCAUCGUCUGAAUCGAGCUCAAGCUCAGCAACUUUUGGCAGAUCUUUCCGCUAUCAAAAGCUCAACAAACAGCAAUCAGUUCAGGGCCAGCCUCAUGUUAAAACCUUGAAAAAGAGUGUACCCGUUGUGAACAAUUCACAGCAUGUAAAGGGUUUGUUGAAUACGCCUGGAACAAUAUUUGGAGAUGGUAGUGACGGGAAUUCUUCUGAUGACAGUGAAACUGUAAAGUCAGAUUCCAGCACACGCACACCAUCAAAGUCGUCAUCAUCAAGUGCUUCUAGCAUAUACUCUCGAACAAAUGGGUCGCGUCUUGUGAAAAGAAUGGGAAGUGGUGGAAAGAACAGUAUGAACUCACAGAGCGGGUUCAAGAACAUAAAAAUGGCUGAUCUUUUAAGAAGUUCAAAUAGAUUUAAGAAAGCAAAGAUGAAUGCAUCACAGGUGGUGGAUGAUAUGGAGAGCGAGCCUGUUGACUUUGUUCCAGACAGCCAACCCAUUGCUAAGAGGUAAUUUCAAUUCUUCUUGGCUUAUUAGCUUCAAGUGCUGCUUACUAUAGUCCUUGGUUUUGAAACAAUUACAUGAGGGUUUUGGUGGGGGGAUAAGUUUUGACCAGUUUUUGCCUCUCCAUUCUUUUGAGAUGUUUCAACCUUGUUUUGAGCUGUUGUUGAUUAAUACUAAUGAUCAAGAGUUGA